UCCCCGUGUCCUCCCCGCCAUGGCCGCCCCCUGAGAUGCUUCUGCCCCGCUGGGUGACCUGAGGAGCGUGAACGUGCGUGUGGAGUUGCUGUCACCCCACGGCCAGGAUGGUGGCAUUCAACUGGAAGGCUCUGGAGAAUUUCCCACUGCUGAUGUACAUUUUGGCAGCCAAAACCUUGAUCCUUUGCUUGGCGUUUGCUGGGGUGAAAAUGUACCAGAGCAAAAAAAUUGAGGAAAAGCUGAAGAGGGAACGGGAGGAGAAACUGAAAAGAGAAGCAGAGAAGGAGGAUUGAAGAGUCCCUCAGAAUUCCUGACACUUGGCAGCUGGCACUGGAUUCCUU
Empidonax traillii (willow flycatcher) is the source of this 341-nucleotide messenger RNA. RefSeq names its product small integral membrane protein 11A (gene SMIM11). The transcript has 4 exons. The coding region runs from base 108 to 293 and encodes 61 amino acids. The record is from RefSeq and is a predicted model, not a curated record. Lineage: Eukaryota; Metazoa; Chordata; Aves; Passeriformes; Tyrannidae.